Molecule: messenger RNA, 2872 nt
Organism: Rotaria socialis
Lineage: Eukaryota; Metazoa; Rotifera; Eurotatoria; Philodinida; Philodinidae
Source: the annotation of a GenBank genome assembly
AUGUUUGUCGCUUCGAAUACGGAUACUUUGAAAUGUCCUAUCACUUGUGAAUUGUUUCGCGAACCUGUUACUGGUCAAGAUGGUCAUACAUACGAACGAGAUGCUAUUAUAGCAUGGCUUCAAAAAGCUGGUACCAGUCCAAUCGCAGGUGAUCCCAUGACUAUUGAUUCAUUACGACCAAAUCAUGUUGUCAAACAACUCGUUGAUGAAUUCAAAUCAUCAUCAUUACAAAAACAUUUUCUUUUCAAAUUUGGUAUUGAUAUAAGAAAAGCAGGAAGACGACCUAUCUUUCAAACACAAGGGAAAUAUAUUUAUAGAGCUGAAUGGAUAUCAAAACCUGGUCCUGAUGUUGUGCUACUGAAAAUCGAAGGAGCUAAAGCAAAUCGAGAAGCAGCAUAUUAUGUUCAACUUGGUUCUCAUCCUCAUAUUGUUCAUACAUAUGGUAUGGUGGAAAACGAUUUCAAUGCUCUUAUGCUUGUACAAGAAUAUGCAACUGAAGGUGAUCUUGCACAUCUUUUAAAAGAAAACGAAUUUCAGCCAUCACAAUUGGUUCUAUUAGAAAUAUUUUUACAAAUUAUUGAUGCAAUGGUUUAUCUUGCUAACUAUGGUAUUGUACAUGGCGAUCUUGCUUGUCGUAAUGUAUUAGUUUUUCGUCUUCAUAAUUCCAAUCCACAAGAAAAUUUAGUCAAGUUGACUGAUUUUGGUUUAACACGUGCGAGCACAUUAUAUUCUGUUGUUGGUAGUACAGCAUCAACAACACUAGUUGUUGUUCCUCUAAGAUAUGCUGCACCAGAAAUUCUACUCAGUGCAGGCCUAUCGAAUUAUUCUGAAAAAUCAGAUGUCUAUUCAAUGGGUAUUUUAAUGUGGGAAGCCUGUUCUCAAGGGCAAUUACCUUAUGGAUCAAUCGACGAUGAUAAUGAAGUUCGUCGACUUAAAAUCAAAGGAGAAAUCUUGAGCCAACCUGAGAACUGUGAUGAAAAACUAUGGAAUAUAAUUGUUCAGUGUUGGCAUCAACAGCCUGAUAUUCGCCCAACAUUCAAAAUGUUGAAAGAAUCAUUGUUAGAGUUACAUCCACGAUCAAUAAUCAGUUCGAAUAGUAUUAAAAACAAAAGCGCCGAAAAUGAAACGGAGACUAUCAUUCAAAAUACAACUGAGAGUCCGGUACAAUCGAGCACAGACACUAUUGUAGAUGAUCCUUUGUUUAACGAAAAUCCUUCGACAACGACGACAACGAUAACUUGUAGUUUUUGUAAUAACCAUUUACCUGGUCUUGGUAAAUAUAUUCAUGAUCAGACUUUGAUCAAACUCGAUUUGACUACGCACAAUAUCGAUGACGACAAAGUACAACAUGUUGCUGAUAUUCUACAAGGGAACACGACACUAAGAGAACUGAACCUGGAGAAAAAUCGCAUCGGACUGAAAGGGGCACGACAAAUCGCGAGAGCUCUACGCAAUAACCAAACACUCAUCGAGCUAAACAUUUCUCAUAACCAGAUUGGCGAUGAAGGAACUCAAUACCUAGCUGAAGCACUAUGCCAAAACGAAGAACAAAACAAACUCAUUGAUCGUCUGCGACAACUAGCACCAAAACAGGCAGCUUAUCUUUCUAAUACAACUAGAAUUAAUCAAGUUUUAAAAAUACUGCACAUAUGCAACAACACUAUCACUGAUCGGGGUGCAAUGCAUCUCUCAGCAACUCUAAAGCACAAUAACAUCCUUACAACACUCAAUCUCGGCCACAAUCAGAUUGGUGACACAGGCGUACAGCAUAUCACUGAAGCACUAAUAAAAAAUCAGGUAAUUUCCUUUUGAAAAUACUCAGCAUUAAUACUCCCAUUGGUUACAAAUAGACCCUGACAACACUGAAUCUCGAGCACAAUCAGAUUAACGAGACAGGGGCGCAACAUAUCGCAGAAGCACUAAUCAAGAAUCGGGUAACUAGAUUUUGAAAAAUCUCGAAAUACUCAGUAUUAAUACUGCCAUUGGUUUCAAACAGACCCUGACAACACUGGAUCUCCGGACGAAUAAGAUUAGCGACACAGGGGCAAAACAUAUCGCAGAUACACUAACCGAGAAUCAGGUAGUUAUGCUUGAAACAUUCUGAAUAUACUCAACAUCAAUCCUGCCUUUGUUGCAAACAGACCUUGACAGCACUGGAUCUCCGGUCGAAUAAGAUUAGCAACAUAGGGGCACAACACAUUGCAGAUGCAUUAACCAAGAAUCAGGUAACUAGCUUUUGAAUAAUCUAAAAAUACUCAGUAUUAAUACUCCCAUUGAUUACAAACAGACCUUGACAGCGCUAGAUCUCGCUGAAAAUCAGAUUAGCGAGACAGGGGCACAACAUAUCGCCGAAGCACUAACCAAAAAUCAGGUAACUAGCUUUUGAAAAAUCUGGAAAUACUCAGUAUUAAUACUCCCAUUGAUUACAAACAGACCUUGACAGCGCUGAAUCUCGAUUAAAAUAAGAUUAGCGAGACAGGGGCACAACNUACUCAGAAUUAAUACUCCCAUUGAUUACAAACAGACCUUGAGAGCGCUGGAUCUCGCUGAAAAUCAGAUUAGCGAGACAGGGGCACAACACGUAGCAGAGGCACUAAUAAACAAUCAGGUAACUCGAUUUUGAAAAAUCCGGAAAUACUCAGUAUUAAUACUACCAUUGGUUACAAACAGACCUUGACAGCACAGGAUCUCCGGUCGAAUAAGAUGAGCAACAUAGGGCCACAACACAUUGCAGAGAGAUUAACCAAGAAUCAGGUAACUAGCUUUUGAAUAAUCUGAAAAUACUCGGUAUUAAUACUGCCAUUGAUUACAAACAGACCAUGACAACACUGAAUCUCAAGUCCAAUAAGAUUAGCAACAAAGGGGCACAACA